Anneissia japonica is the source of this 2239-nucleotide messenger RNA. Its product is annotated as thiopurine S-methyltransferase-like. Lineage: Eukaryota; Metazoa; Echinodermata; Crinoidea; Comatulida; Comatulidae. The transcript has 6 exons. Gene Ontology annotation, molecular function: thiopurine S-methyltransferase activity. The record is from RefSeq and is a predicted model, not a curated record. The coding region runs from base 267 to 1136 and encodes 289 amino acids.
ACCGGGAACAAUUACAAGUACUCGAUCUCAUUCAGAAGAUCGCCAAACAAAAUUCGCUGAAGCUAUUUCGUAACAAUCGAUCUAAAUUAAAACAGCCCAAUCGUCACGGUGCAAUUGUCUGAUUUGUCUGUAUAAAAGAUAGUUAAAUUUGGUUCUCUGUAUUAUGUUAUCCUGAAGCACUGACACGUAUUACUGUUUUUAGGCGUCAGAGGAAAUACUGCUGAUAUUGUCUACAAUUGAGAAUAUUACCCUCUACAACCUUCACGAUGAGUACUGCAGUUACGUUAAGGAAUGGAGUAGAAACUAAUAAUGCUAUGGCGAAGCGAAGGAAACUCGAGGACACAUUCUCAAACAAAAGUAAGAAACCAGUGGAAAAAGGUCACAAAGCAAACGGUGAGAGGGACUCAAUCAAAGACAAGUGCGGUCUCAAGAAAAACCAAUUUGGAGAUCUGUCAAACGGCUUUAUGAGCAAUGGGGACUGGAGAAAACGAUGGGACAAAGGACAGACAAAAUUCCAUAAGCCAACAUAUAACGACAUUCUUUUGAGUUACUAUGAUGCAAUGGUCAAUGGCAAAACAAAAUGCAGAGUUUUUGUUCCUCUUUGUGGAAAAUCUGUGGACAUGAAAUGGUUACUAGAUAAGGGUCAUUCUGUCGUCGGGUGUGAACUAGUGGAGCUGGGGGUCCAGCAAUUCUUCAGGGAACAAGAUAUAGAAUAUAUAGUUGAAACAAUUCCAAGUCUUACAAAUGGCAAACUUUAUAAGGGUGUAAAACACGACAUACGCAUUUAUACCUGUGAUUUCUUUGAACUGAAUUCAACUACGACUGAAGGUAAAUUUGACUGCGUUUGGGACCGUGGAUCAUUAGCUGCCAUUAAUCCGUCCGAUCGCAGUCGGUAUCAUGACGUCAUAUUGGAUUUAUUAGAUGAGAACGGUCGCUAUCUAUUGGAUGUAUUUGAAGUCGACCAUACGAAUUUUGCGGGACCUCCAAACAGUUUCGUCAAAGAAGAUCUUCAUAAUUUAUUCGCGGAAAGAUGCAAUGUAGAAGACCUAAAAACACGAGAUGCCAUGAACCCUUGGGCAAAAUCAUGGGGUGUCGAAUAUUUUAUCGAAUGUGUCUAUAUGAUUUCGUUUAAAUAGUUUACCAUACAUCUCCACAUUAGGUCUAACAAACUAGCUGAAAAUCAUAGUGUAAUGUUUAACUAAAUUAUAGAUAUUUUAAAUAGGAGAAACUGAAACAGUAACAAUAUGGUAUAGAUGUACACCUAUUUUGAGUACUAGUAUUACACUUCUCUGUAUACUAAUUGUUAAAUUAUGUUAAUUUAUGCUUAUCAACCAUGCAUAAUUCCAAAUUAAUGGCGUGUGUUGUCUAAAGUCCACAUGUACAAAUUUAUUAAUAAUUCGUCACAUUUUGGACAUAAUAAAGUGCAUUAGAGUAGGGCGAUAUUUUAAGGAUUUGGAUUCAAUAAUGAUUUAAUUAUUUAAACAUAAUUUUGCUAUUAAUUUAUUUAUUGAAUUUUGAUAUUGUACUUUCUAAUACGAUAAUAAGGUAAAUUCAAGGAUACAUAUGAUACAAAAAUACUUAACGAUUGACGCACACAUUCUCAAAACGAAACUUUUAUGUGAACAGUUUGUCGUCAGAAAUUUGCCCUAUUUUUACAUAAACGACGUCUGAACGAAAUAUACCGACGGGAUUGAUGUCUGUAGGGGGUGUAGUCGGGAUAAAAAUAAAACUGCAUAGCUAUAAUCACGUGUGAUGGUCUGCAAAACACUCUGCACUGAAAACAACACACAGCUCCAUGAAUUUGCGAAAAAUAGCAAAAUGCGGGUCUCGGCUAAUGUUAAAAUUGAUUAGUGUUGCCAAGACAUUAUCCCAAGAGAUUAACAUGAACUUCCUUAGUGGAGUAAGCCUAGAGACACAGGUAAACGCACUUGAGCAACUUCAUAGAACAGUUUGCAGCAAGCGUAUUAAACCUACCAAAAAAAAAAUACUAUGGUUUUCUUUAAAAAUGAGUUCAUAGUCUUAAAAGCAUUAAGUAAGUUGAUGUUUUCAAUGUAAAGUUUUUACUAUGUAAAUGUAGAUAUUGUUAGGAAAUUUACUACGAGUCCAUUGUAACAGUACUGUAUUUUGAAGCAUAUUUGAACAAAUUGACAUUUGUUUUGAUAAGAAUUCAGGUUGAAGAAUGUAUGUAGCGCAGUAUGUUUCAUGGCAAGUUGUACAAAUAUAUGUAAUCAAUACAUUA